This is a messenger RNA of Sardina pilchardus (European sardine), 1518 nucleotides long. Its product is annotated as ADP-ribosyl cyclase/cyclic ADP-ribose hydrolase 1-like. Gene Ontology annotation, molecular function: NAD+ nucleosidase activity; phosphorus-oxygen lyase activity. The record is from RefSeq and is a predicted model, not a curated record. NCBI's taxonomy places the organism in Eukaryota, Metazoa, Chordata, Actinopteri, Clupeiformes, Clupeidae. Gene Ontology annotation, cellular component: plasma membrane. Gene Ontology annotation, biological process: positive regulation of B cell proliferation. The transcript has 9 exons. The coding region runs from base 65 to 898 and encodes 277 amino acids.
UGCUAUUCUAAAGUCAGGCCACUAGGUGGAGACAACACCAUCUCAAUCUAAUCAACAACCCAUCAUGAUAUUAGGACUGGUGGCUGUGCUUUUCCUCCUGGAGGAAUUGAAUGCAGAGUUGGGCACCACCCCAAACUUGAGGCACAUUGUCAUUGGCCGAUGCUACAAUUAUAUCACCUUAAUCAAUCCCAGUUCCAAGUAUGAUUGUGAAGGGAUCUGGAGAGAGUUUGAGGAGGCAGUGGUAAGAAGAACUCCAUGUAGUGUGCGAGUAAAAGACUACCAACGCAUGUUCCGAGCAACUCCACAAACGCUGCCCUGUGACAAGCUGCUGUUCUGGAGUAAGACACACAAUCUGGUACACAGCUACUCUGCAGCAACACGUCGUUUCUGGACUUUGGAGGACACAUUGGUGGGCUACAUGUUCAAUGACCUCAUCUGGUGUGGGAAGGAGGAGAGAGAUAGAGGAUUCAAUUUCAGUGCCUGCCCUGAAUGGUCUGAUUGUGUGAACCAUCCCGUUUAUUCUCUCUGGAAACAGGCAUCACAGAAUUUUGCAGAAGCCGCUUGUGGUAACAUCACUGUCAUACUUAAUGGAUCCAUUACAGAUGCAUUUAACAGGAAGAGUAUGUUUGGGGGUGUGGAACUGGACAGUCUGAACCCACGGAUGGUGCAUCAUGUUAACAUCAAGGUGGUAACCAACCUGGAGGGACCAUACAUUGAGUCUUGCACAGAGGGAUCCAUUGUGGACCUGAUCAAAAUCCUCCAAGCCAGAGGCUUCCGGUGGACCUGCACUGAUAACGACCUGACUCUGAUGAUUCUCCAAUGUAUGAAGAAUCCGAAGCAGUACUCCUGCCUCACCUGUGCAGACAGCCUCUUGAACAGGAAGAAGCCGGUUCUGUAAUGUCCCUGGAUGCAUAGUCAUUGUUACACAUUGAUUGUGUUGGUCCAUUAAUCUAUUCAUUAAUUGAGGGUACUUUCAUUAUAGUUACCUUAUUAACUCAGAAACCCUACAUUCAAUUCAUUUUGAUGAUUAUGUUGUAUGGUCUUUGUACAUUUGGUCAUUGGUUUUUAAUUUUCAAAACAAACCUUAGAAAACAGAAAAUACCUGUUGUAAUGUUGUAAUGGAACAUUUGGAUAUUGAAAACAUAUCAAAUUGAACAUAUUUUAAAUUGCACCUAUAAUCAAAUCAUUAAAUGGCUAGACUGAAUUUAAAUGCAUUUCUAUGUUAUUAGACUUCUACUGUGGAAUGUGUUGUCUGACCAGUCAUUACCACUGCAGAAUCUCCUUUUCCAGCAGGAAAGCUACAAGCUACAAUAUUUUUAAUGAUAUCAUGUACUAUAGAUGAUGAACUCCCCAAAUACGUCAUGUUAGGAAGCAUUCAAAUGACAUUGCUUCAUCGUUUAUCCUCUCUGGGAUGUUCUUUUUCAUACCCAAUCAUGUUCUCAGUUACCCUAAUUAGCAGUGAAAUAUUCCUCCUUUCGUUUUCUUAUGAAUCAUGACACAAUUUUUCCAGCAUGUUGU